AUGCUACUUUUUCUGGAGGCGCUUUGGGGGGCAUUGGUGGCCGCAAAUCACGAGUUCAAUUGGAAGAAGGCUAAAGACGAGAUCCAGCAAAAUAUUAUCAAUAUCCCUGAAAAUACGGUCUAUGCUGUCGCCGAGACCGUGCGUUUAUACACGCAUGAAAUGAAAGAAGAUCUGGAGGGAGCGUUUGAAAAUGGAAAUGAAGAUGCACAAUAUGAGGACGAGGAUGAGAGCAAUAAUGAUGACAGCGGUAGUGACGACUGA
Molecule: messenger RNA, 261 nt
Organism: Penicillium macrosclerotiorum
Lineage: Eukaryota; Fungi; Ascomycota; Eurotiomycetes; Eurotiales; Aspergillaceae
Exons: 3
Coding region: 1-261 (86 amino acids)
Source: RefSeq, a predicted model, not a curated record